AUGCCACAUCAUCAAGAUCAUCAACUUUCUUUCUCUGACACUGGCAGUAGCGAGGGGACAACAACCAUUCAGACCGGCUCAUCAGCUCAAGCAGGAGAAGAAGAAGCAUCAUCAUCAUCAUCAACAACAACAGCAUCUUCAUCUCACUUGAUAUCGCUCGCUGAUCUCAGCUCUCACCAUUCCAAGGGAAAAACAGGUGAAACGACGCAUCGAAGACGUAGUAGAGCAAGAGACAAAGUCCCCGAUCCAUACGAGGAAUAUUUCACCCAACAAUCAAAAUUGUUCAGACAUCUAGAAAAAAGAUAUAUCAAAUUUCAAAAGACAUCAAAGGAGGAACAAGCUCGAGCUAGGAAAAACAGAUCAGCCAAGAACAACAACAAUAAUACUGUACCCGCUGUUAGAAACGUGAGACAGAAGGAAAAGCAAUCGGUCACUAGCAAUAAAAGAAACUCGAAAAUCGACAACAAAAGUGCGAAUACUCUGGUAACCGCAUCAACAUCCAAAGAUCCAAACACAAACACAGAUACAGGAAACAUGAUUGGAUCUAGCUUAGCUGUUGUCAGAUCCACGGUUGGUCGGGGAGUUUCACAAAUCGCUCGUCCAGCAAUAAGUAUCACUGCAGCGACGUCACCUGCUUCUUCCGCAUCGUUCUCGUCUACCGCUUCCACUUCAAUCCGUAGUCAAAAACUGAAGACAAAAAAGAAGAAGAAUGCAGUAAAUCCUGAUGCUAUGACUGCAACCGAAGCUGCUCGAGUUUUACGAGCUCUUGAGAUCGCCAACCCUACAUCAUCUUAUUCCUUAACGUUAUCCACUAAAUCUACCAAAUCAUCAUUACCCAUUCGAGGUCAUUUUCAACUCCCCCUUGAUCCCCGAAGGUCAUCUGAGACUAUCCUCGUAUUCGCCGAGCCAAAUUCGCCUUCGUCCAACUUGGCCAAAGCGGCAGGAGCAGCAUAUGUAGGCGGAGAUGAACUGUUCGAGUCUGUUUUAUCGGGCAAAAUAUCUCCUACGAGAUGUUUGGCUACGCCAGGAAUGAUGCCUCAAGUCACUCGAAAUCUAGCGAGGUAUCUUGGCCCAAAAGGUCUGAUGCCAGUCGCUAAACGAGGCUUAGUCGGUGAAGGUGAAGAAUUAGCAGAAAAGAUCAGGGAUGCCGCUGGAAGGAUGGAAUACAGAGCGGAUAAAGAAGGUCUGGUUCGAAUUCCUGUCGCACGAAUGGACUUCGAAAUCCCAUCAAUCGAAAACAAUAUCAGGUCGUUCAUCCAAUCAGUACGAGACGACCAAUCGGCUGGAAAUACAGAUGACGCCCUGACAGCGGCUGCCAAGAAGAAGAAGAAGGGUUCCUCCAUCACCGCUGUCAAACUGGAAACUACUAACGGACCUAGCAUUGAGAUCAGUGACGUGCUAUAG
Kwoniella shivajii is the source of this 1404-nucleotide messenger RNA. RefSeq lists its product as uncharacterized. The transcript is spliced from 6 exons. NCBI's taxonomy places the organism in Eukaryota, Fungi, Basidiomycota, Tremellomycetes, Tremellales, Cryptococcaceae. The record is from RefSeq and is a predicted model, not a curated record. Gene Ontology annotation, molecular function: structural constituent of ribosome. Gene Ontology annotation, cellular component: mitochondrial large ribosomal subunit. The coding region runs from base 1 to 1404 and encodes 467 amino acids.